CACACCAUAUGAAUGCUGCUGAGUGUUUGCCUAUUAUGUUUUCAGUCGGGCUGCUGCUCCUGCUCGUGCCGCAGUAUUGUCGUGUCACUCAACUACUGCCCAAAGUUUGUUUUCUGAGCAUGAGGUUAUAGGCACGAAGCCAUGUCUGAAAUUAAAACGUGGGCUUUCUGGAGGGCAUUCCUCGCCGAGUCUCUCGGAAUGAUGAUCUUUGUCUUCAUCGGCCUCUCAGCUGCAAUUGGGGACAGGAAUAAUACUUACCCUGACCAGGAGAUAAAAGUGGCAUUUGCCUUUGGCUUGGCCAUCGCUACAUUAGCCCAGAGUAUAGGUCACAUCAGCGGUGCCCACCUGAAUCCUGCCAUCACCCUCGGCCUCCUUGCCAGCUGCCAGAUGAGUAUCCUCCGAGCCCUUUUCUACGUAAUCGCUCAGAUUUUGGGAGCAGUGGCUGGCAGUGCCUUUGUGAACGCUAUCAGGCCAGAAAUCAUUGAUUCACUCGGUGUUAACAAGCUAAAUGGAGUCAGCCCAAGUCAAGGUUUCGCUAUAGAAUUCCUGCUCACCUUCCAGCUGGUGCUGUGUGUGCUCGCAGUCACUGACAAACGACGUGAUGUAGCUGGAUUUGCACCUCUGGCUAUCGGACUCUCUGUAGGGUUGGGACACCUCGCCGGGCCAGAGAGGCGAGCGGUGUUUUCCUCUGAUAUGGUUUACAGAUCCGCUACACAGGAUGUGGCAUCAACCCAGCUCGAUCCUUUGGGCCUGCAAUUAUACUGCAGUCAUUUGAUGACCAUUGGGUAUACUGGGCAGGACCGAUGAGUGCCAGUGUGGUGGCCGCUCUUCUGUAUAAUUAUGUACUGACGUCCAGUCACGAGUCCUUCAGAGAAAAAACAAGAGCCUUGUUCUGCGGAGGCUCCUCGCCAGAAAGUGAGAAUCGGGAACCUCUGCUGGAGCAUGUUGAAGAUGUGAAAUGGUCCAAAGAGCCAGGAGUCUAAGUGGAAAAUAGGACAUUUUGUUUAAUUGUAUCCUAUAAAAUAAAUGUUUUCCUGACCUAA
Messenger RNA from Solea senegalensis (Senegalese sole), 1043 nucleotides. Its product is annotated as aquaporin-1-like. The transcript is spliced from 4 exons. The coding region runs from base 142 to 807 and encodes 221 amino acids. Gene Ontology annotation, biological process: carbon dioxide transmembrane transport; hyperosmotic response; renal water transport. The record is from RefSeq and is a predicted model, not a curated record. Gene Ontology annotation, molecular function: glycerol transmembrane transporter activity; ammonium channel activity; carbon dioxide transmembrane transporter activity. Gene Ontology annotation, cellular component: membrane. Lineage: Eukaryota; Metazoa; Chordata; Actinopteri; Pleuronectiformes; Soleidae.